GCCAGUCAACGUCGCACAGCGCUACGUAUACUAACAUGACGCAAUGUGCAAUUCAAUAUGGGCUAGAAAAAUAUAUUUUGGGAUGCAGAGUUACGCAAUACAAACUAGAAUAUUCUUCUAGAAUUAAAUUGGCCCUUUUUGCCACACCUUUUCUCAACCUCAUAACCACACCAUACUCAGCAUGAGGACCAGAAAAGGAUGCUGGACUUGCUCUGAACGCCGCGUGGCCUGCGACGGCGGCAAACCCAACUGCGCAAAGUGUAUCCGAGGCAGCCGACAAUGUCAAGGUUACGACGCCAGACUAUCAUGGCCCAAAGCCGGCGACAAGAAGCGCAGCCUAGUUUCAUAUGUCCCGGUAACUAGGGUUCGUCGCGGGGCUAAGCUGCCCUUCAUCAACACGGCAGCGCAAGACCUACAACUGUACUAUUUCCCCGAAUUGGUAUAUAGGAUAAACCACUCCUUGUACAAGCAGCCUAGCCCAUGGCACGCCACAGAAAAGGCUGUCCCUGACGCAAUGGAUCUUAUUUCAUACUUUCGUGCUUAUGCCCACCCAGCACUGAAUACCUUUGUCGGCGAGUCACCUCCACUAAGAGACUUUCUAUUACGGCUCGCUUUGAGAGAUACAUCCACACCAGGCCGCGCCGUUCUCAACUCAAUCUUGGCACUCUCUGAACUUCACCGUGCGGGACGGACAGAUCGAGCCCUACAGCUCAAAGUCUUGGCUUUGCAGUACUUGAGUGCCGCUACAAAGCAAGGUUCUCUCACGAAUAUCGAAGCAGCGCAGGUGGUUGGGGCCUCGAUGGUACUUGGCGUGUUUGAUACUUUACAACCUUUCACACAGUCUGAUGAGUGGCUCUCUUAUACCAAAGGAGCGGCUAGGAUUGCCGUGGCAUCUGGCCUCAUGGAUGAUGGAAGCGACGAAACUAUGCAUCUAGUCAGCUGGGUUCAAUUUCACGACGUCUUGUCCGGGUUUCCGGCACGCCAGAAACAAAUCAAAUCGGAGUCGCCUACACCGGCGUCGCUUGUAUACCGCACACCGAUGGCAGUGUCACCGCUACGUCCACAAGAGGAUAUGCUGUCUCUACUAUCAGAAGUUUACGAGGCCGUACAAACCACAAGAGACGUUACGCCAGAAUAUGAAGAUCGUAUAUCCUUACUACAGCAGCGUGUAGAGCAACUUGCUGUCCCAGAGGCAGCGCGGACUUCAGACACGACGAUAGCAGUGGACGUCUGGCAAAAGGCCACGCAGAUAUAUCUUGCUAGAGCGACGCAAUCCGUCUGCCCAGCCGAUGACCUUGAUCAAUUAAUCGAAGAGGCAUUUCAGGGACCGAUACAAAAUUGCUCGUGUCCCCAUUUCUUUCCACUGUUUGUGGUAGCAUGCGAGGCGCGCACCGACGCUCGACGAACAGCCAUUCUUGACUUAAUCGACCGAGCAGAAAAGAGUGGCCUUGUGAGGAGCAAGCUGUGGCUGAAGGAUGUGAUUCAGGCAACGUGGGUACAGAUGGAUCUUCACGCUGAUGAUGAGGUUCUAGUUGACUAUAUUGGCACGAUAAGCCGAGUUAUCGGGUCUGCAGACGUGAUUCCCUCAUUUGCAUGAGACGAUCAACAUAAUAGACGGACGGAAUGGAAUCAAUGGACGGAUUGCAUGUACUAAUUCAUGCAAAUUUAUGUAUUCAUAGGCACAUGUUCAAGAAUGGCGGGCUAAUUGAUUACGUUUCACUGACUUUAA
Messenger RNA from [Torrubiella] hemipterigena, 1729 nucleotides. Lineage: Eukaryota; Fungi; Ascomycota; Sordariomycetes; Hypocreales; Clavicipitaceae. The record is from the annotation of a GenBank genome assembly.